This is a messenger RNA of Pisolithus orientalis, 750 nucleotides long. RefSeq lists its product as uncharacterized. Bases 1 to 750 code for a protein of 249 amino acids. The record is from RefSeq and is a predicted model, not a curated record. The transcript has 4 exons. NCBI's taxonomy places the organism in Eukaryota, Fungi, Basidiomycota, Agaricomycetes, Boletales, Pisolithaceae.
AUGCCAUCCAUUCCAUAUUCUUGCUGCACUCACUAUGAGUACUACCUACUCCUUGUCAUGCUGGACCCUGCUCCAAACCUGUGGCCCAUUCAUAUGCUGAGAACUUGGAAGUGGCACCUACAUGAGGCAGACAAUGAUGAGAAGGCAUCUAUAACACUGGCAACACAAUCCAAUACUUUCUGCGCAUUCAUUGCUACAUCUGCUACACUUGAGGCAGAGGAUCACCCUCAACUACCUUCCCAGGGAGAUGCCCAUCAAAAUCAGAUGGAUGACCACAUGCAUAUGGACAAGGUUGCAGAUCAGCAAGAUGCUGAUGAAUGUAAUCAUCAAUGCCCUGCAGAUGUUGAUGAUGGGCUGGGAGAUUUUUGCAGUGACAAUGGGGCUGGAGAUUUUCAUGGUGACAACAGUCCUGGAGAUGUUUGGGGCGAUGAUGGGGCUGGAGAUGUUUGUGGUGGUGAUGGGGCUAGAGAUUUUCAUGGCAACAAUGGGGCUGGAGAUUUUCAUUGUGACAAUGGUCCUGGAGAUUCAUGGAAUCAUGACCCACCUGCUGGACAUGAUGAUGACCAUCCACCUGCUCCACCUGUCCAUUCCCCCCUCCUGGACCUUGAUAUCAAGAAACUCAUUUGCAACACAUGCCUACCAAAGAUAUGGCACAGCCUGCACUUUGUAAAAGACAUCAGAAACACCUCUCUCAAUGAUGGAGUUGGCAUAACAGGUGAACCACUUGAGUGCCUCUGCAAUCCCCCCUAA